UAUGCACCGUUGUUACACAAACUGCAUUGUGACUGUGCGCAGUGAAGUGAGCGUUCAUGUUAGGAGUGAAGAGGCUGGAGAAACGACAAGAAGCUUCCAGAAGCUCUGAGAUCGAGGGUUGUGCAACUAUGAUGGAGCAUUCCAGCAACUGGACUAAACUUGAGCCUGGGGUGAACACUACAGAUGCAGACAAGGCUCCAACUUACAGCCUUCAGUCUGAAGCAGGAGACUUUGAAUGCAGUGUCUCUGGCUUGCGCUGGGUUUGUAAGGAAAAGAUCAGCUUUCAGUACCACUUUUGCUCUUGGGGAGGACACAUGGAAAGAGUGGAAAGCAGACAGUACAUGCCUGCAGGUCCUGUAAUUGAUGUUGCAGUCACUGCUGGGCAGUUAAGUGAAAUGCACCUGCCACACUGGGUUUGUAUAGAUGACAUCCCCGACAAGUUUGCAGUCCUGCAUCUAGAUGACUGCGGAGAUUUUGUAGAAGAAGUGCGUGAGGUCACAGCAUCACAUGUCAAGUUAAACGAGUUAACUUACUUUCCGAAAGCAGUCGUGAUGAAGAUGGGCCCCCCUGUUAAAAUCAGCUGUAACGUGCUGCUAUACUACAAACCCAACACCCCAUUCCUCAAACUCCACGUCUAUGUGAUUCCAAAUGAUCCUGCUCUACAACGGAAAGUGGACAAGCAAGAAUUGUGUUAUGGAUAUGAAAAAAUUACCAAGCCACGCCCAGAUGAGUACCUCAAAAUGCAUCAUGGUUUCUCCCUCAUAGCCGACACAGACUCAGCAGAAAUUCAACCAAAGAAAAUAACCCUCAGAUAUGAUGGCCAGGACCCAAACUUCUAUGAAGUGUACAUUGAAAAUCCCAAAGGAUGCUUCAAUCUAAAACUUCAGUAUGCUUUGUCAAAAAAAUAUGAACCGGUGUAUGAACCUGUCUGGACCUGUAAACUCCAAAAAGACGAUCAUCCAAAGUCUGGUUAUGGGGAAGGUCCAAGAUCCUCGAGGGGAAUAACUGGUGUCACUACUGUUGACAAACACUGUGAAUAAGCUGCCUGCAGUGAAUAAGGACCAACGGCAGCAUCAGAUGGAGAGAGGCUUUAGGAGGAAGAAGCUCAAUGAAUUUAAGUUGUUUCUGAGGCACGGCAACAUCGUUACUGAACUUUCUCGCAUCCCAGAUAACAAACUGGAGAACACAAACCAGUCAGGCCUGUUCGAUCUCUUGCGUAGACUUACACUUAGCAGUCUGUGGAAGUGACCACAGAUUUUUUCAAGAAAUGUAAAAACCAAGACCUGGUAUAUAUGCCAUCAGACAUCAUGAUCCAAAGUUUCUUUUAAAAACUCACUGUUUAUCUAAUAAAAU
Pelmatolapia mariae (spotted tilapia) is the source of this 1353-nucleotide messenger RNA. RefSeq names its product NACHT, LRR and PYD domains-containing protein 1 homolog. The coding region runs from base 57 to 1040 and encodes 327 amino acids. Lineage: Eukaryota; Metazoa; Chordata; Actinopteri; Cichliformes; Cichlidae. The transcript has 11 exons. The record is from RefSeq and is a predicted model, not a curated record.